Messenger RNA from Cebus imitator (Panamanian white-faced capuchin), 844 nucleotides. RefSeq names its product chymotrypsin like elastase 3B (gene CELA3B). Gene Ontology annotation, molecular function: serine-type endopeptidase activity. NCBI's taxonomy places the organism in Eukaryota, Metazoa, Chordata, Mammalia, Primates, Cebidae. The transcript has 8 exons. The record is from RefSeq and is a predicted model, not a curated record. Bases 17 to 844 code for a protein of 275 amino acids. Gene Ontology annotation, biological process: proteolysis.
CAUCGAGAAACACACGAUGCUCCAGCUGCUCAGUUCCCUCCUCCUUGUGGCCGCUGCCUUAGGCUGUGGCCGACCUUCCUCUCACCCUUCUAGCCGCGUUGUCAAUGGUGAGGACGCGGUCCCCUACAGCUGGCCCUGGCAGGUAAGAGCACCAGCUGCAUUAAUUCCCACCAUGGCCGAACUUCGAGGGUCAAAGGAAAGGACAAUUCUGAAGGCGAAGGGUCAAGACAAUGACAUCGCCCUCAUCAAGCUCUCACGCAGCGCCCAGCUGGGAGACGCCGUCCAGCUUGCCUGCCUCCCUCCUGCUGGUGACAUCCUUCCCAACGAGACACCCUGCUACAUCAGCGGCUGGGGCCGUCUCUAUACCAAUGGGCCGCUCCCGGACAAGCUGCAGCAGGCCCUGCUGCCCGUGGUGGACUAUGAGCACUGCUCCAAGUGGAACUGGUGGGGUUCCUCUGUGAAGAAGACCAUGGUGUGUGCUGGAGGGGACAUCCGCUCCGGCUGCAACGGUGACUCUGGGGGACCCCUCAACUGCCCCACGGAGGAUGGCGCCUGGCAGGUCCAUGGUGUGACCAGCUUUGUUUCUGCCUUUGGCUGCAACACCCUCCGGAAGCCCACGGUGUUCACUCGAGUCUCGGCCUUCAACAACUGGAUUGAGGAGAAAACCCAUCAGCAGUUAGAUUCAACGGACACGGCCCGAGCACCUAUGGUAUCCCAUGUCGGUGGAGGCCAGGCUGACGUGGGGUCCAGGGAGCUGGGGUCACACUGGGAGGGGAAGAUUGGCACUCUCGAGGGCCUUCACAUCCAGAUAAUUGAGGCAUCAAGGAAUUUCUAUCAAAUGUGA